This is a messenger RNA of Penicillium lagena, 3021 nucleotides long. Its product is annotated as PE repeat family protein. Bases 1 to 3021 code for a protein of 1006 amino acids. The transcript has 2 exons. Lineage: Eukaryota; Fungi; Ascomycota; Eurotiomycetes; Eurotiales; Aspergillaceae. The record is from RefSeq and is a predicted model, not a curated record.
AUGAAGCAGAAGGAGCCAUUCCAGUACGCAAAGCUCCCUACCUACCAAUAUCAGACAUUCGAGCGUCAAUACCAGAAGUUUGAUCGCGACACUCUGAGAUUUGCCUAUUACCCCGUCUUCCAUUCCAAUUCUGAUCAUCUGACGCCGGGCAAGGAGCAGGAGAACCAUGGCGCUGCGGAACCGGAAAAGAGUCCUGCUGCUGAUGACCCUUCGGUAGAAGAAUCGAGUGCCUCUCCAACGGAGGACCCAAGCCCGGAAUCUGCAGAGUGUGACCCAGAGGCAGAGAUUGACAAAGUAGAAGCGGAGAAAGAGGAAGCCGCGAAACAAGCAGCUGAAGAUGCCGAAUGUCAGGAAGGGGAGGGUCCACCAACGGCCGACGACACAGCUGCCCCGGUCGGUGACGAGAAGAACGAGGAGGCACCGGAAGACCUCGCUGGAAGCAAAGACCCACCUGCAGAGCCAGCUGAAUGUGACGCAGAAGCAAGUCCACCAGCCAUCGAGGAGCAGCCGACUUCAGAGCAGGCACAUGAUAUGGAGCAAACAGCCUCUCAAACGAAAGAGCCUCGUGCUCCCAAGGUAACAUUUGACGUACCAGAAGACGAGAAAGAGGAGGGAAAGCCCAAGAUAAAAGGCAAGAAUGCAAAGAAAGAGAAGAGGAAAGAAAAGAAGGUCAAGAAAGGCAAAAUUGGAAAAACAGCCAAACCUGUUGAGAUCCCGUCAGAACCUGCAGCAGACCCGUCACCAGAGUCAGAGUCGAAGACUGAGGAGGCCAGCAAUCCUGAAACAGCCGAGUGUGCGACUUCCGAUGAAAAUACACAAAAUUCACCAGAGCCAACUGAAGCGGCAAGCGAGGAGGCUGAAAAGUCUAGCGAUGACGCUGGAGGUCCGGCGGAAAGCGCGACAGCCAGUGAACCUGAGGAUAUCAAGCCACCAACAAAGGAGGAACAGCUCUCCGCAGAACUUGUUCAGGAACCUGAGGCAUCUACAGCUGAAGAACCCUCUGCGUCCGAGGUUGUGGGCGAGGCCGCGGCGGAGAGAGACAAGACUGAGUCUGUAAGAGAUAUCUCGAAGGAAAUUUCUACAGAGGAGACUGCAGUGAUAGAGGCCGAACCAGAAAGGUUUGAGCCUGAAGCUGAUUCAGUGUUUGCUGAGGAGGUGACUGCAGAGGAGAUCAAAACAUCUGUUGACGAUCCUGCUGAGAUGGCAGCUACAGACCAUCCUGUCAACGAACAACCAGCUGAAGUGGCUCUACCUGACGAGCUCACUGCUACUCACGAUGAAGAUAUGGAUAAGGCGGCUGAUACUGGGGAAACCUCCGCAGUUGAACCAGCAGCUCCUGAAAUUGCAGCAGAGAGUCAUGUUGCCGACGAUCCUGUUGCAGUUGAACCUGCUGUCGAAGCAUCAGCGGAAACUGAGCCUGUUCGAGAGGCUUCUGUUGAGACAUUGGCCGUUGAAAAGUCUCCAGCCGAAGAGACAGCCGAAUUGGUUCCUCGGGACUUUCUUUCUGAGGCAGCAGAUGAUGAAGAGCCCCCCGUCGAGAAGGAAGAGUCUGCCGAAAAAGAACCAACCCCAGCCACUCCUGAAGAAAUAGCAUCUGAGAGAGCAAAAGAUGUCUCUGCUGAAGAGCCUGUAGCCGAGCCAUCUCCCGGAGAAACUGACGUGGCUCUUGACGUCCUUGAACCACCCCUUGUUGAAGAAAGUAAUGCUGCUCAAAGUGAACCUGAGGUCGCUAUAGAGGAGGUCUCUUCGGAAACAACGCCACUUGAAGAAGCACCUGCAGAAGUUCCAGCCACGGAGAUACCCGCUGAAGAUCAUCCGGUAGCUGAACCCAUAGCGGCAGAGGAGCUAACUGAAGCUCCCAAAGAAGCUCCGGAGCCGGAGCCGAUACCAUCUGAGGAUUCAAUGGUUACUGAACCCCCUCCUGCAAAGACUGAAGAGCCCCCUCUGGAAAACCCUCCGGUCGAGGAUGCUGCAGAAGAAGCGAAAGAUAUUUCUAAAGAAGGUUUUCCAGCCGAAGAUACAAGUCCUGUCAAAGCCCCCACUGAAGAAGUUGCCCUCGAUGAAGCACCGCCGCCUGCCGACGGUGCACCAGAGGAAGAGACAGCUAAAGCGCACCCAGCCCUAGAUGAGUCUAUCGAGGAACCUGCUCCACCUCCAGAAGACGGACAAAGUACCCCCAAACGACGCAGAAAGCGCUCCACACCGGCCGCACGCGGACGACGAUACUCCAAGACUUUAUCUGAAGGACGACAGGACCAGCUGCAGCGCCAAAAAUCCAAACGCGGCCUCUUCACCAACAGCUGGGCACAGGCUCUCGAGGAAGCUCGGCGGCAGCGCGAAGAGAAAGAUCGAGCUGAAACGAAAAAGCGUGCGUUAGCUGCAGACCGCGAACUCAGCGGUGUCACCGCCGAAACAGGUCGACGUUCCUCGAAAGAUAAAGGCAAGGGGGUGAUUCUUGUCGAGGUCCAACCUAAACGUCGCCCAUCUGAUUACACCGGAAGUGACCUAGUGCGUGAGAAAUCCCGCUCCACGGCUAAAUCGUCCUCUUCGAAACCAUCUUCUCAGCUUGCCAGGCCUCGUGCCUUUUUGCGAUACAUGACUGAGGGCCAGUCGGAGAUGCACAAGCCACUACUGCGCAUCAACAGCACCAAGGCUGUUGUUUCAGCCUCGGACAAGCCGCGCCGCCCAUCAACAGGGCAAAGAAGCAGUCGCAGUCAUGGCCGGGAGUCACCUGAAGAGAGAAGAUCUAGUAGACAGUCGAGCGGCUCGCACUCCCGGCAUGAAGAUGACGGCGCACGGCAGCGUGAAAUAAAAAAGUCAUCCCGAAAAGAGUUUGAUAAACCUGGGCCAAGCAGGCCCCGAGAUCGAGAUGGAGAACGAGAGCGAAAGUCGGAGAGCUCAUACCAGCACCAGAGCAGCCGCAACUCACGUUCUCACCACCGCCGCCAUAGGAGAGAGGAGUCUCCCCCGCCCAAGGAAUCCAAGCUGAAAGGCAUUUUGAAGGCAAUUGCUGCCUAUUGA